AAGCAGGGACUCACUGUGAGGGGGAACUUUGUUACUAUGAAACUUAGGAAUAUUUACAAAAUAUUGUAAAAAUUACCAAAAUCCCUCGUGAAUCCAUAACCUGCCCCUAGGGUUUGAGGUUUUUAGUUUAGUUCGCCCGGAAAGGGCUUCUACACUCACUAUUCUUACACUUUUUUGAAAGAAUGUGUGAGACAGACAGUUAGCCAGCUAGCUAGCUAGCUGAGAGGUGAUAGAGGCGGCAGGAGAACAAAAGAUUUUUUUGCGUUUUGGCCGGUUGUACUGACACCAAGUCCAUGCAGAACGUGUCAUUACCAUCACAAUGCCCGUUUUACUUUUUCUGAUAGACACGUCCGCUUCAAUGAACCAGCGCACCCAUCUGGGCACUACCUAUCUGGACAUAGCAAAAGGCGCUGUUGAGACUUUUAUGAAGCUCAGAGGGAGAGAUCCGGCGAGCCGAGGGGACCGGUAUAUGUUGGUAAAUUUUGAAGACGUUCCGUUCGGGAUCAAGGCUGGAUGGAAGGAGAGCCACGCCACCUUCAUGACAGAGCUGAGGAACCUGCAAGCAACCGGACUCACAUCUAUUGGCCAGUCCUUGAGGACCGCUUUUGAUUUACUCAAUCUCAAUAGAUUAGUGACUGGGAUAGACAACUAUGGACAGGGAAGGAAUCCGUUUUUCCUCGAGCCCGCCAUCAUAAUCGCAAUCACCGACGGCAACAAGUUGACCAGCGGAGGCGGCGUCCAAGACGAGCUCCAUCUGCCUCUGACCACCCCGCUGCCGGGUAGCGAGCUGACCAAGGAGCCCUUCCGAUGGGACCAGCGUCUGUUCGCUCUAGUGCUGCGUAUCCCCGGCAACACUUCGGUGGAGCCCGAACCCCUCGGUGGCGUCCCGCCCGACGAUUCUCCCAUCACCCCCAUGUGUGAGGUCACCGGAGGACGUUCCUACAGCGUUUUCUCUCAGCGUAUGUUGAAUCAGUGUCUGGAGUCUCUGGUGCAGAAAAUCCAGAGUGGAGUGGUGAUAAACUUUGAGAAGACGGGGCCUGACCCUCCUCCACUGGAGGAUGCUCCAGCCGAGGCGUUGAAGUCCGGUCCACAGCCUUGGCAUUGCUCUCACAAGCUGAUCUAUGUACGACCCAACCCGAAAACCGGCGUCCCCAUCGGCCACUGGCCCAUCCCCGAGGCCUUCUGGCCAGACCAGAACUCCCCAACUCUGCCUCCACGCUCAGCCCACCCCCACGUACGUUUCUCCUGUCUGGACGCUGAGCCCAUGGUGAUAGACAAGGUGCCCUUCGACAAGUACGAGCUGGAGCCUUCGCCGCUCACACAGUACAUUUUGGAGAGGAAAUCCCCGCACACCUGCUGGCAGGUGUUUGUAUGUAACAGUGCCAAGUACAGCGACCUGGGGCAACCCUUCGGCUACCUAAAAGCCAGCACAGCUCUGAACUGCGUCAACUUGUUUGUAAUGCCCUACAACUACCCCGUGCUUCUGCCACUUCUGGACGACUUGAUCAAAGUGCACAAAUUCAAGCCUACCAUCAAAUGGCGGCAGUCCUUUGAGAACUACCUGAAGACCAUGCCUCCGUAUUACAUCGGGUCUCUGAGAAAAGCUCUGAGGAUCAUGGGAGCACCAAACCUGCUGGCGGACAACAUGGAGUAUGGCCUGAGCUACAGUGUGGUUUCCUACCUGAAGAAACUCAGUCAGCAGUCAAAAAUCGAGUACGACCGCCUGAUUGCCUUGAUCGGUAAGAAGCCUCCAUCGGAAGCCGGCAUCAAGGUGCGAUGGCGGGGUGGAGGUAUAUCUCUGGCCCAGCGCAGGGACUUCAUCCAGCAGCUGCAGAGUCUCACCGGAGACGCCCCGGCUCUGCCGCUGGAGCUCAACCCCAAAGAGUUCCAAGGCUUCCACCUGGCGCUGCUUAACAAGGGCUUGAAGCCUCACAGCUUCAGGAAUCCCUACGACAUCCCCCGCAGCCACCUGCUCGACCAGCUCAGCCGAAUGCGUAGAAACCUGCUCAACACCGGCGUCUGCACUCUCAGAGGGCAGGACUCGGACCAGCUCCACAGUGUGCCAGUCGCCCAGAUGGGAAACUACCAAGACUUCCUCAAAGCUGCUCCUCAGCCUCUUCGAGACGCAGACCCCGAACAGCCCAAACGGUUGCACACAUUCGGCAACCCAUUCAAACUGGACAAGAAGGGCAUGAUGAUCGACGAGGCGGAUGAGUUUGUCACCGGCCCCCAGAAUAAGGGCAAGAGACCAGCGGACAGCAGCAACAUGACUGGUGGAGGUCCGAAGAGACGCCGCUGCAUGUCGCCUCUACUGCGUCUGGGAAGAGCCUACACCCCUCCAGUCACCCCUCCUGCCAGCCCUCGACCCUCAGACAUGGACAUGAGCGACGGAGCACCAGAUCCGGACCUGAUCAUCAACCACCUGAAUCAGAACCACUACGGCUCAGACGGGAGCUCGGACUCGGAGGUGGAUCAUCCGUCGGGGCCCGGCGACCUCCAGGAGAACCACACGGCCGCCGAUCUGCAGGUCAUUCGGCACGGGGACGAGGAGGAGAACGGGCAACCCCAGGCUGGUGAGCUGCCGCUGGGCAGCGAGGGAGGAGCGGAGAUGAUGCUGAUGGAGGACCAGCCGGCGCGCUACCUGUCACCUGCAGCCCUGAAGAAGCACAUUCACACCGAGACGACGAAGGUCAACAACGAGCUGAGGGCGCUCAUCACCAAGGAGAUCAGAAAACCUGGCAGGCACUACGAGAAGAUCUUCCUCCUCCUGAAGCAGAUCCAGGGCACUCUGGACACCCGGCUCAUCUUCCUCCAAAACAUCAUCAAAGAGGCGGCCAGGUUCAAGAAGCGAGUUCUCAUCGAGCAGCUGGAAAACUUCCUCGAAGAGAUCCACAACAGAUCCAACAACAUGAACCACGUGGACACACUCUGAGACCAACUCAUUCCCCAAAACUGAACUUACUGAUAAAGAACCCAACGUCCCUCUGAACCCCCGCCCCACCACCCCCCACCCGUCCCUGCUGCACCAGGGCCCCCCCGCAAAGACCAGACAAGACAGCAUCCAGCUCUCAAACCAUCACCUCUUCAGUGGACUCGACAUUAUUGGUUGGUUGGCUUACACACAGUAAAGGCGGUACUGACCCUGGGCGAUGCAUUUUUCAGAUUUCCAGAAGAGCGAGCGAGGAAGCAUUUACUGCUGCAGGUGAAGUGUUUGCCUAUGCAACGAGAUGUUCGGCCCGUAGACCAUUUGCUCACAGCUGCUGUCUGAACCCGUCCUCGGACUCGGUUAUUCUCCUCCCUUGAUCAGAUUUUUUUUUUUUUUCAAACUAACAAAAGAGUUAUUAUCUCUCAAACGGGGGGAGUAAACAAGGACUUAUUCAGAGAUGAGCAAAUGGCAGCGUAUGUUUGGUUGUGAUGUGAAGUCGUGUCGGUGAUGGCGUAGGAAGGGGUCAGCUUGUGAGAGGUUGUGUGUGUGUUUUUCAACAACUCAGGGUCGAACGGGAUCCAGCGGAGACGUUCAUGAAACACUUUUCUCCCCUCAUGCCUUUUCAUUCAGUCACUUUUCCCGUCACGUUAGGUCUUAUACCUUUUUUUUUUUUUUGCCGCUUUGGGAUACGGGAGGAUGAGAGUCUGUGGUUUUUUUGUUAAAAUUUACACUCCACUAACCGGAGCACUCCACUGCUGUGCUCUUUAAUAGGUAUAAUGUGGCUCCAAUAUUGAAUUUGUCAACUCGUGGCCUGACUGAUCAUUAAUAUAACUAAGUAGAAACUUAAGUGUACGACAAAGCAAAUGACUUUUGCUUCCUCUGGGGGGUGGGGGAAAUGGAGCCACAGUUUUUCACCUCUGGAGACGGUAAACUUAAAAAGUCUGUGUCCAGCAGGUUUUCAGACAGAUCAAGUAAAAACCCCCUGAAUGAUGUGAGAUCAUUGGUUACUAAUGUUGAAAUACAGGGACAAAAAAAGCUCAGGAACUGACACCAAUGCAUCAAAAUCAGCAAUAACAUUGGAGCACACCCCUCCCCGACUUUUAUCUUUAUUUCAGCCCGAAGCAGCUGAUAUGCAACGCAAACGGUUGUCUGCUGGAGUGUCGAUGAACCGAGGUCUCGGAUGCCAGCUUGUCCCAACGUGCUGGUUGCUGCCAAAUAACUUAACCCGCCCCCCUAAACUCCCUCUCUCCGCCGUGAAUCUCAAACCAACUUCUUGUCACUUAACCGUAAAUGCACUUGUGUAAAUUUGAGAAUGUUUAUUUAAUGUAAUUUAAAAAGAAAAAAUAUGUUUUGUUGCAAAUUUCCCUCCUUUUUUUGGGGGGGGGGAGUCAGGCUAUAUAUUCUCAAAUGUACACAAAUAAACCCAAAUUAGGGUCUAGAGGGCAAGAGUUGAUUUCUGAUUCAGAGCCCUCUUCCGUUCCCUCCCUCCUUGGACAGGGACCAAAAUCUGCCAUACUUGUCUUUGUUUGUGAAGAGGCCGCUACCAAAAGAGUAUUUUGAAUACACUGUAAAGAUGUAAAUAACCCUAGAGUACUAUUUAAAGAGAAUGUUCAGUGGAAAAUGGCCUUUUUGUAAGUAUUUCCAUGAAUAAAAUUUCUAUUUUACACUGUGAAGGGCCAUGUAAAUAAAGUGUUCUUUAAAGAUG
Stegastes partitus (bicolor damselfish) is the source of this 4631-nucleotide messenger RNA. It is a transcript of the gene ints6, whose product is annotated as integrator complex subunit 6. The coding region runs from base 320 to 2932 and encodes 870 amino acids. Gene Ontology annotation, biological process: snRNA 3'-end processing. NCBI's taxonomy places the organism in Eukaryota, Metazoa, Chordata, Actinopteri, Pomacentridae. Gene Ontology annotation, cellular component: integrator complex. The transcript has 18 exons. The record is from RefSeq and is a predicted model, not a curated record.